CAAGAAUGGUUUGAAUCGAUCUCCCCUUACUCACCCCUAGCCUUUCGUGAAAGUUCUGAAGAACAAAGCCUACUUCAAGCGUUUCCAGACCAAGAUGCGUCGUCGUCGUGAGGGUAAGACCGACUACUACGCUCGUAAGCGACUGAUCAUCCAGGCCAAGAACAAGUACAACACCCCCAAGUACCGCCUGGUGGUGCGCAUCACCAACCACAAGGUGAUUGCUCAGAUCGUGUCUGCUGAGAUCAUUGGUGACCGCGUUCUGUGCGCUGCUACCUCUGCCGAGCUUCCCCGCUACGGAGUGAAGCUGGGUCUGACGAACUACGCUGCUUCUUACUGCACGGGUCUGCUGGUGGCUCGCCGUCUGCUGACGAAGCUGGGCAUGGCCGAGAUGUACAAGGGCAACGAGAAGGUGGACGGUGAGGUGAAGACCUGCGAGGGCGAGAAGAAGACGCACUUCGUCGCGGAGCUGGGCGAGAAGCGUCCUUUCCGCUGCUACCUGGAUGUGGGUCUGCGCCGCACGACGACGGGAGCCCGCGUGUUCGCUGUGCUGAAGGGCGCGAACGACGGUGGUCUGGACAUCCCGCACAAGAACACUCGCUUCUAUGGCUACAGCCGCGAGGACAAGGAGUACAACGCGGAGGAGCACCGCGACAAGAUCUUCGGCGCCCCCAUCGCGGAGUACAUGAACCAGCUGAAGGAGGAGAACGCGGAGCUCUACGAGAAGCAGUUCUCGCGCUACAUCAAGAACGGAAUCGAGGGAGACAUGCUGGAGGAGAUCUACGCGAACGCGCACAAGGCGAUCCGCGCGGAUCCGACCCCCGCCAAGAAGAGCGACUUCGACUAUGCUGCCGCCUUCAAGCAGUUCGCUCAUCCCAAGAAGCUCACCUACGAGCAGAGAAAGCAGCGCGUGGCGGAGAAGAAGGCUGCCAUGGCUCAGGAGGAAUAAGCGGGAAAGGAGCAUGUGUGGAGAUUGAGA
Blastocystis hominis is the source of this 976-nucleotide messenger RNA. RefSeq lists its product as hypothetical. Gene Ontology annotation, molecular function: structural constituent of ribosome; 5S rRNA binding. The coding region runs from base 95 to 946 and encodes 283 amino acids. The record is from RefSeq and is a predicted model, not a curated record. Gene Ontology annotation, cellular component: ribosome; cytosolic large ribosomal subunit. Gene Ontology annotation, biological process: ribosomal large subunit assembly; translation. Lineage: Eukaryota; Bigyra; Opalinata; Blastocystidae. The transcript is spliced from 2 exons.